UCAUUUGAAGGUUUGGCUAAAACAUGAUUUAAAUUGUUAGCCUUUGAUGAUUAGUAUUUUAUUUAAUGGAAAAUAUCCUUCAACCUCCGGGGCACUUUCCCCUCUCUCCCUGCGCCGAUAACUUCGACGGCGGAAGAUGGCGGACGGCGGUGCCAAUGCUCCAUCUUCCCCACCGGAAAACGGCGGAGAGUUUCUAUGGUCUCUUUUGCAUCGACGACCUUGUCCGCAGGGUCCUGAUCCUUUGACCACGCCGCCGUCGGAGCAUCCAUCCGUCGCUCUUGAUCCGGCAGUCGCCGCCGUUGGCCGUAAAGGCCCCGCCUUUCCGCCGCUGCAUUUGUCGUCCGACGGCUGUGACCUCCCCGGUACGCCCACUCCUCCUUGGCCGCACUCUCUUUCGCCGCCUAAUCUUCCACCCGGUUUGCUACGGCUCUCUCAAUUUCCACUUAACUCUUUUCCUGCAAACCGUUUUGACGGUAAUCAGAGACUAUUGGGGGAAGAUUCUCAUAGAUUAGGCUUUCAUGGCACUGCGAAUCACGCAAUUCAGUCCGUAGUACAGCGGCAGCAGAAGCCGCCACCAUCAGCCGAGCAGCCGAAGCUCGUGUGUGGGUCGCUCUCUGCGGACUCUAUCCAAAAUCUAAAUGGUUCAUUGAAUGGGAGCUUGGUUUAUGAUUCUAAACUUCGUUCGGGCAAAGAUCAUGAACGGCAUAUGAGGCAUCCUCCAUCUGUUAUCUCCAAUACAAACUCAGGUUCGAACUGUUCCCGAAGUCAAAACUUGGAUCAUCAUGAGCGUAGGGGAGGUUAUGGAGGCCGGGGAAGCAUGGGUCACAGUGCAAAUAACGGCUGGAAUUUCAACUCUACCCUGCCUCCGGGAUUUGCAAAUAAGCAACGAGGGUGGGAUAGGAGUUUACAUGGAAACAAGGACGGUAAUAAUAUCAAUGGAGCUUUCCCGAGAAAUCCCAUUGGUAUAAAGGGCGACCCUUCUAAUUUAAGCGGCAGAAGUUUCAAUUCAGGUGUUGAAGAUAAUAAAUUAAGGAGUUUACACGUCCAGAAUGGGAGCAAGUUCAAGCUCAGCCAACAGCUUGGUCACCCUGGACCGCCAGCAGGUAGCAGCCUACACCCUGUGUCAGCAUCUGAUGCUGAGGAUUCCUUUUCGACCUUGAACAAGGAUGCUCAUGGUGAGGGAGGAGGCAAAGAGAAUUUGAAGCAGGAUACUAGACCAAAAAGGGAGGUCAGUGGAGAUUGCGAGACAGUUGAUAAUGAGAUCGAGGAUUUCGGAGAAGAUCUAGUGGAUUCUUUACUGCUUGAUGAUGAAGCUGGAGAUAAGAAGAAUCGUCGAAAUCAUCGUGACAAGGUAUCAAGAAUCGAUGACAGAGGACAGUGGCUGCUUAGCCAAAGGUUUAGAAUGCUUAAAAUGCAUACGGCAUGCCGAAGUGACAUCCACAGACUAGAUGCUCGCUUUCUUGCAGUUUACCAGUCACUAUUUCCUGCAGAGGAGGAGCUGGAGAAGCAGAAACAACUAUUAGCAUUGCUAGAGAGAUUGGUUAGCAAAGAAUGGCCUCAGGCUAAAUUGUACCUGUACGGGUCAUGUGCUAAUUCUUUCGGCUUUCCUAAGAGUGACAUUGAUGUUUGCCUUGCAAUUGAAGACGCUGAUAUGGACAAGUCUGAGAUGUUGCUAAAACUGGCUGAUGUCUUGGAAUCAGAUAAUCUCCAAAAUGUGCAGGCUCUAACGCGUGCCAGGGUCCCAAUAGUAAAACUAAUGGAUCCAGUUACUGGGAUUUCCUGUGAUAUCUGCAUCAACAAUGUCUUGGCUGUUGCGAACACAAAGCUUCUCCGUGAUUAUGCUCGGAUAGAUGCACGGUUGCAGCAGUUGGUUUUCAUUGUGAAGCAUUGGGCAAAGUCAAGAAGAGUUAAUGAAACUUAUCAAGGAACAUUGUCCAGCUACGCGUAUGUUUUUGAUGUGCAUUCAUUUCUUACAGCAGCGUAGGCCUGCAAUUCUUCCGUGCUUACAGGAAAUGGAGGGUAGGGAAUGACCGGCAUUUGAUAUGCAUAGAAGACCCGUUUGAGACGAGCCAUGACCUGGGUCGGGUAGUGGACAAAUUCAGCAUCCGCGUACUGAGGGGAGAAUUCGAACGAGCUGCAGAGAUCAUGCAGCAUGAUCCAAAUCCAUGCGCAAAGCUUUUAGAACCCUAUGUUAGGGAAGUAACAAACAACUAAAGGGAACUUGGUAGAUGUGUAUAUAUAUCAAUGCAAUGGUGCUUUGAGAGUUAUAUGCUCUUGUCUUUUUCUUUUGGUUUUGGUUGUUUCUUCCGUAGAGAAGUUCCCCCAUGGCAUUAUUUGAUCUUAAACUUUUUCUAGUUUUAGUUUGAAGAAAUUUGCGCUAAAUAUGACAAUUUU
This is a messenger RNA of Tarenaya hassleriana, 2394 nucleotides long. RefSeq names its product UTP:RNA uridylyltransferase 1-like. The record is from RefSeq and is a predicted model, not a curated record. Gene Ontology annotation, molecular function: RNA uridylyltransferase activity. NCBI's taxonomy places the organism in Eukaryota, Viridiplantae, Streptophyta, Magnoliopsida, Brassicales, Cleomaceae. The transcript is spliced from 6 exons. The coding region runs from base 137 to 1984 and encodes 615 amino acids.